UUUCCACUAAGGUCAUUUUGGAUUUCUUUCCAAAAUCUCCGAUCGUUCCCAUCGCAGUAUCCCCAAGGUUUAUUCGCAUCUGCCAGACCCGAUCCGGGAAGUCCGCCGUCGUAUAUCAGUCCAUCUGGAAAGACUAAGUGACCCUGCAAACAUUUUCUGUUACCGACACUUUUAAAGUUAUUGCAAAAGUUUAGUUUUCGACCGUACUGAGCUCAACUUUCCAUGAUCCCAUGUGCCUUUGAACAGUGUUCCGUCAGGAUAAAUUAUCUGGCCUACUCCAUGGUAAAGGUCAUCCUCGAAACCACCUUCAUAAACCAUGCCUUCUUUGGUGACGUACCGGCCGGUGCCAUUUGCUCUGCAAAUUUGUUAUCGAUCAGAUUGCCGGCGCACAUUAUUUGUGGUGGAUAGUGUAUCCGAUUCUGCUAACCUGUUGUACGGUUGGCAAUAGUCUGAAUUUGAUUGUACUGAUUCGCGAGACGAAGAGGAGCAGCACCACGUCAUACAUGAUCGCCAUGGCCAUCAGCGAUAUCGUUAUACUAUGGGUGUAUUUUCCAUUAUUCUUAUGGAAUAUUAGCAGCGCCUUCCGGUUGGCAUACCACACCAAAGCUAACAAACGCAUCACAACAAGCUUUAUGAUUGGACAAGGGUGGAUACAGGAAACGUUUAUGCAGUUUUGCGAUUGGGUCUUACUGACGUUCUCCCUGGAACGACUAAUUGCUGUGCUGAAACCACUGUGGACUAAGAAGCUGACCAGUGCGUCAACGGCCAAUACCAUCGUAGUUAUUCUUUUUGUCCUUUCCGUUAUUUUCAGCGUAGAGGAAUUCGUGAAACAGUUGGAAAAAGGUCAACCGCGUUGGAUAAUGAAAUGGGACGAAGUUCAGUUUGGCGCAGAGAUGACAAUGGUCUUCGUGAAAUUUUUCGGAUUACUGAUAAUUAAUGCCGUCCUGAUCAUGGCCAUAGCCAAGCGGCAACAUCGCGAUAUCGGGCGGGUUUCCGCGCGCUUGCAUCGCCGGCCCAGCGUUCGGACAUGGAACACCAAUAUCCUUCUGCUAAGCAGUGCCGUGCUGUAUUUGAUUGCCAUGUUCUCCAGUUUAUGCGUCAACUCCCUGGCCUUAGCAGAUACACUGGGCGUUCGUCCUUUUGACGAAUCCGCCAAGAAGUUCGCCACGCCGUUCUGCAACAUUACCUUGUUAACGAAUUAUUCUAUCAAUUUCUUUUUAUAUCUCACCGUCAGUCAUCGAUACCGGGCGGAAUUUCGCCGGACAGUACUCAGUAUCAAGCGCCCUGUGGAAGCGCUGAAGAACAGUAUCCGCGGUACUGUUACCGGGAGUCAACGGCGGCGGAGUGGGCGGGAACAUCUUGUGGCAAAGUCAGCGUCAGAAUCACGCAGUAGCAAUAAUAUACCCGAUCCAAGCGGGCCAUCAGCAAUCAGAACGAGCGUAUCGGAAACGCACAUGUAAAUAACAUGCAACCAACCCGGCAUGCGCAGCAAAUGCCAGACCUUUGCCUUUUGGCCUGAGGAGAUGGCUAAUUCUUAAAUUUCAACCAUUGAUACAUUUUUUGUAUAGCAUAAAAAUUGUUGUCUGUUCACGUGAUGACCAACUGGCAUCCAAAACUCUUUACCUACCGCGAGACCCGGCAUUUUAAGCGAACCCUUUUUCCUCGUUUAGGACGCUCAAUAAUAAUUUACAAUUUGCCAUUAUGAAAUGACAUUAUUUGACAUUUGACAUGUAGCUUGAACUGCUGAAGCAGCAAAAGUAUGUAUGAUGG
This is a messenger RNA of Paramacrobiotus metropolitanus, 1770 nucleotides long. RefSeq names its product neuromedin-U receptor 2-like. Bases 504 to 1460 code for a protein of 318 amino acids. Lineage: Eukaryota; Metazoa; Tardigrada; Eutardigrada; Parachela; Macrobiotidae. Gene Ontology annotation, molecular function: G protein-coupled receptor activity. Gene Ontology annotation, biological process: G protein-coupled receptor signaling pathway. Gene Ontology annotation, cellular component: plasma membrane. The record is from RefSeq and is a predicted model, not a curated record. The transcript has 6 exons.